AUGGGAGGACUGGUCAGUAAAGUGUUCCCCGCCGAUCCGAAGCUGGUUGAUGAAGCGAUCAAAACUGCAGAGAAAAUUUCAUCGCAUUCACCACUAAUUGUUGCCCUAUGCAAGGAAUCCGUAAACACAGCGUUUGAGACAACAUUGACUGAAGGACUUGGUUACGAGAAGAAAAUAUUUUAUGCCACUUUUGCUACUGAAGAUCAAAAGGAAGGUAUGGGCGCAUUCGUUUAGAAGAGAAAGCCGAAUUUCAAGAACAACUAA
Nilaparvata lugens (brown planthopper) is the source of this 264-nucleotide messenger RNA. Its product is annotated as enoyl-CoA hydratase, mitochondrial-like. Lineage: Eukaryota; Metazoa; Arthropoda; Insecta; Hemiptera; Delphacidae. The record is from RefSeq and is a predicted model, not a curated record.